This is a messenger RNA of Truncatella angustata, 1314 nucleotides long. RefSeq lists its product as uncharacterized. The coding region runs from base 6 to 260 and encodes 84 amino acids. The record is from RefSeq and is a predicted model, not a curated record. NCBI's taxonomy places the organism in Eukaryota, Fungi, Ascomycota, Sordariomycetes, Amphisphaeriales, Sporocadaceae. The transcript has 2 exons.
CUUUUAUGUUCAUCAUUUCCACAGAAGCGUGGUUAAAGAUCUUCUCAUUCAACACGGAGUCUUCCAGAACUUUGGAUCACCUCACUGUGCCUCCAGGCCAACUCAUGUUCGGCGAGACCAUGGCAGCGCUGCCAGGGUGCUGGACCCGCCCGACCGAUAUUACACAAUCGAAUCGCCAGAACAUACAUGAGUACAUUUUCAUACUGAAAGACAAUCAUGAAUUUAUAGCCUAUGAGUAUCGUGACGGUGCAGGUCCAUAGAUAAAUGCCACUGAUACAGAGUUUAUUAUUACCGUCCGACAGUAUCUCAUCAGCCACAACUUGAAGAACCUCCUGGGUAUCGUGGUUCUAGAGAGAGACCCUAAUGCGAAACUGCAGGAGUUUGUACUUUCGAAUAGCCAUGGUACUGUAAUGCUCGAUGCGAACAUCACUAAAUCCAGCGAGGCUUACCGAGUUACGGGUUGUGCCGCUGCGAUCAAUAAGACUACCGGCAUCGUAGAACUUAAGGGCGGUCAAUCUCAUGCUAAGACGACGAAAGGAACCCAUCAGGUCUUGUAUGAUGGCAAGGGGCUGCCGGACAUGCCUGACGACAAGGAGGCGGCCAUCCAAAAUGCUUUGCACGAAGAGGGCAUUAUCGAGUAGGAGCCAGCAGUUGCCUUAAUCUGGUUUCCAUCAUGUUUAGUCGAGUCUGCUGUUUAUCGCCAAUGGUGUAAAGAGUAGUCCGGGUUCUGAGUUUGAAGGGUUUCUAUUUCAACAGCCUUCUGCAAUACAGCAUGACGGUAGCUGUGACUUUAUAUCUUUGAAAUCAACAAAAGGCACUGUACAUGGUCAGCGUUGAUGGCAUAAACCUCCUGGGGCUUCAAUUUCACACUCAAAAACCUAUCAGUUUAGCAAGCGACAUGCAUAGCCAAGUCUACGAUGGCCAUAUAUACUACGAAGUGCGUCAGGCUCAGGAAGUGGGCGACAACAGACUUGUCGGUCGUUUGUUGACGCCUGUAACUAAAAUCACACGGAAACGUCUGCAAAGACUCUGAAAGGAAUCAGAGCAAACGACAACAGUAUUCGAAAAAUUUAUAAAUAUUCCUGGAUUAUGGCCAGGCAUGCGUCUUGGUAUGAUGCAUAGGAUACUGGCCGUCAAAUGCGAAGAGGAAAUUAUCAAUUACCUCCAUCACAUAUAAUGGACAAUCGUAGGACCUUUGCACGACUUAGUUCCAGGCGCAACAGUCAUGAGGACUCGUCCUCCAGAAUCUCUGUACCUCUGAUUCAUCGGACAUGGCCAACAAUUGUCUCCAUAUUCAUUCUCCAAAUAAUGCGG